AUGAGGCCGGAGCCGAGCUGGGCAGGGUCCUGGAGGAGGGCAGUGAGCCCCCUGCCCGGAUCCCACGUGUUAUUCAUGGACACCCCUGCCGCCCGGGGGGCUGGGCCUCUCUCCUCCCCUCGCAAGCCGGCUCGCUGGACCCCUGCGAGGCCCUUCCUGGCCCUGCUGUUUCUGGUUUCCAUCAAACAAGUUACAGGAUCUCUCCUUGAGGAGACAACUCGGAAGUGGGCUCAGUACAAAGAGAAGUGUCUGAGAGACUUACUCAAGGAAACGUCUGGUGCAGUCUGUAAUGGGACCUUCGAUCAGUAUGCAUGCUGGCCUCAUUCCACUCCUGGAAAUGUCUCUGUCCCCUGCCCUUCCUACUUACCUUGGUGGCGUGAAGAGAACUCAGGAAGGGCCUACAGAUACUGCCUGUCUCGGGGUGCUUGGCAGACACUGGAGAACUCCACGGCUGUUUGGCAGGACAACUCCGAAUGCGCUGAGGAUCACAGCUUCAAACAAAAAAUUGAACGCCGCACCUUGCUGUCGACCCUGCAGCUGUUGUACACGGUGGGCUACUCUCUCUCCAUCGUCUCGCUCUUCCUGGCUCUCACCCUCCUCUUGUUUCUUCGAAAACUCCACUGCACACGUAAUUACAUCCACAUGAACUUGUUUGCCUCUUUCAUCCUGAGAGCCCUGGCUGUGCUGGUGAAAGACGUCAUCUUAUACAAAUCUUACUCCAAGAAGCCCAACAGUGAGAAAGGGUGGCUGUCCUAUGUGUCGGAGAUUUCUGCCUCCUGCCGCUCGGCCCAGGUCCUUUUACACUACUUUGUGGGCACCAAUUAUUCGUGGCUGCUGGUCGAAGGCCUUUACCUUCACACACUGCUGGAGCCCAUAGUAUUUUCAGAAAGGUGGCUGUGGCCCAGAUACCUGCUGGUGGGUUGGGCCUUCCCGGUGCUCUUCGUUGUGCCCUGGAGCAUUGUCCGUGCCUGGCUGGAGAAUACGGGGUGCUGGGGAAACAACAAGAAUAAGAAAAUCUGGUGGAUCAUCCGAGGACCCAUGAUGCUUUGUGUAACGGUCAAUUUCUUCAUCUUCCUGAAAAUUCUCAAGCUUCUCAUUUCUAAGCUCAGAGCUCAUCAAAUGUGCUUCAGAGAUUAUAAAUACAGAUUGGCCAAGUCCACACUGGUCCUCAUCCCUCUAUUGGGUGUUCAUGAGAUUCUCUUCUCCUUCAUCACUGACGAUCAAGUUGAAGGAUUUCCAAGACUUAUACGACUCUACAUUCAACUGACCCUGGGCUCCUUCCAUGGGCUACUGGUGGCCUGGCAGUAUUGCUUUGCUAAUGGAGAGGUAAAGGCCGAGCUGCGGAAGCAGUGGGCCCGCUUCUUGCUGGCCCACCACUCAGGCUGCAGAGCCUGGGUCCUAGGGAAGAACUUCCGAUUCCUGGGGAAAUGUCCCAAGAAGCUCUCGGAGGGGACCAACUCCGGGUCACUGCAGAAGGCGCAGCCCUUGCCCGGUGGUGGGCGGCUCCUGCACUUGACCCGGGAGGGCCUGGGGGUGGUGGGUGCCCCGCCCCGUCAAGGCCACGCAGCCUGGCCCCGCGGCAGCAGCCUGUCGGAGAGCAGCGAGGGCGACUUCACCCUGGUGCACACCAUGGAGGAGAUCUUCGAAGAGAGUGAGAUCUAG
Molecule: messenger RNA, 1662 nt
Organism: Rangifer tarandus platyrhynchus (Svalbard reindeer)
Lineage: Eukaryota; Metazoa; Chordata; Mammalia; Artiodactyla; Cervidae
Source: the annotation of a GenBank genome assembly